Alligator sinensis (Chinese alligator) is the source of this 4063-nucleotide messenger RNA. It is a transcript of the gene TTBK1, whose product is annotated as tau tubulin kinase 1. Gene Ontology annotation, molecular function: ATP binding; protein serine/threonine kinase activity. The record is from RefSeq and is a predicted model, not a curated record. The transcript has 15 exons. Gene Ontology annotation, cellular component: nucleus; cytoplasm. NCBI's taxonomy places the organism in Eukaryota, Metazoa, Chordata, Crocodylia, Alligatoridae. Gene Ontology annotation, biological process: signal transduction; peptidyl-serine phosphorylation; peptidyl-tyrosine phosphorylation. Bases 71 to 4063 code for a protein of 1330 amino acids.
CUUGAAAUAAAGUGGGAUAUUGCAGUUCUACAACAGUGAGCUUAACACAGUUUCCAGGACCUUUAGUAAUAUGAUAAAUGGCUCAUUUAAAUUGGGAGCUACUAAAAUACUUUCUGGUUGGCAAAUGCAGUGCCUAGCAGCAGCCGUUAAGAACGAACCAAACAUGAGUGGAGGAGGGGAACAGGUCGACAUUCUGCCGGCCAACUAUGUGGUCAAGGACCGCUGGAAAGUGUUAAAGAAAAUUGGUGGUGGGGGCUUUGGUGAGAUUUAUGAAGCAAUGGAUCUCCUGACCCGAGAGAAUGUGGCCCUGAAGGUGGAGUCAGCACAGCAGCCUAAACAGGUCCUCAAGAUGGAGGUGGCUGUCCUGAAAAAGCUGCAAGGGAAAGACCAUGUCUGUAGAUUUAUUGGCUGUGGAAGGAAUGAGAAAUUUAACUACGUGGUCAUGCAGCUUCAGGGCCGGAAUCUUGCAGACCUCAGAAGAAGUCAGCCCCGAGGGACUUUUACAUUGAGCACAACCCUUCGAUUAGGCAAGCAGAUUCUAGAAUCUAUAGAAGCCAUUCACUCAGUGGGAUUCCUACACCGGGACAUCAAGCCUUCCAAUUUUGCCAUGGGUCGCCUACCUUCAACCUACAGGAAAUGCUACAUGUUAGACUUUGGUCUGGCUCGGCAAUACACCAACACCACUGGGGAAGUCCGGCCCCCUCGCAAUGUUGCUGGUUUUCGGGGAACAGUCCGCUAUGCUUCAGUGAAUGCACACAAAAAUCGAGAGAUGGGUAGACAUGAUGACCUGUGGUCCCUCUUUUACAUGUUAGUGGAGUUUGCAGUUGGCCAACUUCCAUGGCGCAAGAUCAAAGAUAAGGAGCAAGUUGGCAUGAUAAAAGAGAAGUAUGAACAUAGAAUGCUGCUAAAACACAUGCCUUCUGAGUUUCACCUCUUUCUGGAUCAUAUUGCAAGCCUAGACUACUUCACCAAACCAGAUUAUCAGCUGAUCAUGUCUGUAUUUGAGAACAGCAUGAAGGAAAGAGGCAUCACUGAGAAUGAAGCCUUUGACUGGGAGAAAGCUGGUACGGACAUUUUAUUGUCAACAAGCACCUCUACUCCACCACAGCAGAACACCAGGCAGACAGCAGCCAUGUUUGGAGUUGUUAAUGUUACUCCAGUCCCUGGAGACUUGCUUCGAGAGAACACUGAGGAUGUCUUACAGGGUGAACACCUGAGUGACCAAGAGAAUGCUCCCCCCAUUCUGCCUGGCCGGCCAGCAGAAGGUCUGGGACAGGCUCCAAACAUCGCCUUCAAUGAGGCUGAAGUUUGGGAGGAGACAGAUGUGAACCGCAACAAACUCAGGAUCAGCAUCAGCAAAACUCACUGCAUGGUAGAUGAGGAACAGAGAAGUGGCGUUUGCCCCAGCUCCCCAAUCCGAGUUCCUCCAGAAUCCCCAACUGCUCAAGUACGCUCUUUGAGAUACUGUCGUGUGAACAGCCCUGAGUCAGAGCGUGUGUCCACAGCUGAUGGGAAAGCAGAUCUGCAUGAGAGAAGAUCUCGAGUGGAUUUACCUGGUUCUCCUUCACGACUAGUCUGUUCCUCCCAGCCAGCGCAGAUGCUAUCCAUUGACACUGGCCAAGCAGACCGGCAGGCAAGUGGUAGGAUGGAUGUUUCUGCGUCAGUAGAACAUGAAGCCCUCAGCAAUGCUUUCCGCUCAGUGCCCCUGGCAGAGGAGGAGGAUUUUGAUAGUAAAGAGUGGGUUAUCAUUGACAAGGAGACUGAGCUGAAGGACUUUCACCCAGGUGCUGAGCCCAGUACUUCGGGAACUACUGAUGAAGAACCUGAGGAGCUGAGACCCAUUGAAGAGGGUGAGGAGAGGAGGCGCUUGAGCACAGAAGCUGUGGUCAGGCCAAAGAUCCAUGAAGGGAAAACACGGAGUAUGCAGCCUGUGACUGAGGAGGACAGUUCACACAGGCACGAAGGACUCUCUCAAACAGUGUCUGACAGUAAACAUGAACAGCAGCCUGGAAGUCCUGCUCAGUCCCCACUACACAUAGCACCAGCUAUCCGACAGCGGAGGCGGGAAUCCGAGCCCACUGGUCCACAGAGACAGAUGUAUGCUCUGAAGCCUUUUGAAAUGAAUGGUCUGCCCAAGACGGUGCCUUUAAGUUUGCCUUAUGAAAACUUCAAAAAGGAUGUAUCAGACUAUAGGGAAAAGCCUAGGAUCCUCCAACGGAUAAAGAAAGUUGACUUCUCAACUGUUGUCUUGACUGCUCCUUACAAAGCCGAACCACAUCUAGAAAUUAAUGGAAGAUGUGAAGACGAAGAAGAAGGGGAAGAGGAGGAGGAUGAUGCUGGUUAUUUAGGAGAAGAGGUUGACAUGCACAGUGGCUCCAGCAGUGAUGUGAGUCAGAAGAGCACAGAACACAGUCAGGAAGGUGCUCCAUCUACCUUGUUGGCAGAUGACCAGAAGGAGUCCAAAGGUCGAGCUUCCACUGCAGAUGGUGAUUUGGAACUGGAGGAAGGCUCAAAAACACUUGUGUUGUUUUCACCUGGUGACUUGAAGAAAUCGCCUGUUACUGCAGACUUGGCUCCAGAAGUCGAUCUAGGGACUCUUGCUGCAUUAACACCUCAGAGCGAGCGGCCACAACCCAUGGGUAGUCAGCUGGAUGUAUCAGAGCCAGGGACUCUGUCCUCAGUCCUUAAAUCAGAACCAAAACCACCAGUUGCAGUGGCUACUACUUCCUCCCCAUUUACCAAAGUUGAGCGCACAUUUGUUCAUAUUGCUGAAAAGACCCACCUAAAUGUAAUGUCCAGUGGCCAGCUGGUGAGGCAUGAUGAUUACUGCCCUCCUAGCCAGUUUGAAGAGAUCAUCAUUGAGGAGGAGCUGGAAGAAAAUCCUGUAUUGGUAGAAAAUGGUACUUUGCAUUCUGGUUUACAAGGUGCAGAGACAGCUUUCUCAGCUAACCAUGUUGAAACAACCUCAGAGAUGGCAGGAGAACAACCAUCACUUCCUAAUGGUGUAGCCAAGCUUCAAGAGGAGUGUAUCGAGCUCAAAGAUAAAGUGGAACUUGCACAGGAUUUGGAAGAAACUGGUAAACUUAUUUCUGAAGAGACAGUCCUUGAAAAAACAAUUCCCGUAGCAGAGAACCUCCAUGAAGCACCAAAGCAAGGCCCCAGGAAGUUGCUGGGCUCCAGAUACAGAAGCCGGAUUCCCAUCUUGUUCUCAGAAGAGGACACUGGCUCAGAGCUUUCAGCCUCUCUCUCGGGCAAAGAAAGACUUCAUAAGAGGUCAAAACAUCCAGACUUAGCUCGCCUAGUGAUGGAGAAGAGGCAGAACCGUCUCCUCAGACUGGCUUCUGGGGCAUCCUCCUCAGCAUCCUCUAGUGAUGAGAGGCACAGGGCCUCAGAGACCCUGUCAGCCACUGGCUCUGAAGAAGACAUGCAUGACUCUGAUGACUCCAUCCCAAGAAAAGCAGAGGAGGAGAAAGUUCCCUUUCUGGGUAGGGAAGAAAAAACCUUAAGCACGAAGAGCAGAAUCCCUCGCCCCAUUGCACCCAUGAAGACACCACCAAUGACAAUAAAGUUUUGUAGCCCAUCAGCAGUUGCACCACUAAUACCAAGGAGCUCCCCACUAGAUACUGCUCUCACAAGCAGGCUUCAUGCACAGGGACCAACUGGGAGUGUGUUCACUGACACCCGAACAAAGCAGAUGCAAAACUGGCCUCCUUCCUCACCAAGUCCUGCUCCUCCUCCUCGGCGAAGCAGCCCCAGGACAGCCAUCUGUGGUCCCCCUAGGAGUCCUGUCCUUCCCCCCCAAAAUCUCAAUGCUUCCCCCAAAAGCCAGGUGUCCAGAAAGGAAAGUCCUUCACCAUCUCGGCAGCAUAGGUCAGGGACUGCCAUUCAGCGAGUUCAACCUCCUCCCAGGUCCCAACCCAGAGUCCAAACAGGGGGUUUGAAAGGAGAUGCUCCAACAUCCCAGGGCACAGCCAGAAAAGGACAAAGAGGGAAAACCCAGACUGAGAGUCCAACAACCAAAGGAAGGCAAAUGUCCAUGGAAGGCAAGGCUGCUACCAGAUAA